Messenger RNA from Cornus florida, 1787 nucleotides. Its product is annotated as inositol-tetrakisphosphate 1-kinase 3-like. Lineage: Eukaryota; Viridiplantae; Streptophyta; Magnoliopsida; Cornales; Cornaceae. The record is from RefSeq and is a predicted model, not a curated record. Gene Ontology annotation, molecular function: magnesium ion binding; inositol-3,4,5,6-tetrakisphosphate 1-kinase activity; inositol-1,3,4-trisphosphate 5-kinase activity. Gene Ontology annotation, cellular component: cytoplasm. Bases 259 to 1302 code for a protein of 347 amino acids. Gene Ontology annotation, biological process: inositol trisphosphate metabolic process. The transcript has 10 exons.
CACAUGUGUUCAUCUUUUUCCCAUCUGUAACAGACUGUCCUCUCCUUUAGCUGUGUAUCCGAUUUUCUCUAAAUCCAGCGAAGAAACUAUCAAACCAUUAUCGUCUCUAAAUCUCCGAUUCUCUUUGAAUUGAAAACAUUUUUGGUUUUGUACAAACAAAAGAAAUUAAUCGGUUGAAUAAUUAGGGUUUCGUUUAUAUAUAUAAUAUACACAUAGACAAAUAUAGAUUUUGAUUUAUAGAUAUAUAUUUGUUUGGAUAUGGGGAUGAGUUUGAAGGAAGAAAGUCCGUACAAGAAUGAGGAGGAGGAUGUGGAGAGAGAGAGUUCGGUGGUCGUCGGAGGGUUUCCGCAACCGGUGAAGGUUGUGGUGGUUGGUUAUGCUCUUACGUCCAAGAAGACUAGGAGCUUCUUGCAGCCCAAGCUUGAAGGUUUGGCUAGGAAUAAGGGAAUAUUGUUUGUUGCUAUUGACCAACAUAGGCCCCUUUCAGAUCAAGGUCCUUUUGACAUUGUUCUGCACAAGUUAACAGGAAAGGAAUGGCGGCAGAUUCUUGAGGAUUACAGGCUAACACAUCCAGAAGUCACAGUCCUUGAUCCGCCAGAUGCAAUACAGCAUGUACACAAUCGUCAGUCCAUGCUUCAGGAUGUUGCUGAUCUGAAUUUGUCUGAUCCCUAUGGCAAAGUUUGUGUUCCAAAGCAAUUGGUUAUUACAAAAGAUCCAUCAUCUAUCCCUGAUGCAGUUAACAAAGCUGGGCUAUUGCUACCUCUUGUUGCAAAGCCUCUGGUUGUUGAUGGAAGUGCCAAGUCCCAUGAACUUUCACUGGCUUUUGAUCAAUUCUCCCUCAAGAAACUCGAACCUCCACUUGUUCUACAGGAGUUCGUUAACCAUGGAGGUGUUCUCUUCAAGGUUUAUAUUAUUGGGGAAGCUAUUAAGGUUGUCAGGCGAUUCUCUUUGCCUGAUUUUUGUGAACGGGAGCUGGCCAAAAGUGUUGGAGUAUUUCAAUUUCCAAGGGUAUCUUGCGCUGCAGCAUCUGCUGAUGAUGCAGAUCUUGACCCAAGAGUUGCAGAGCUUCCUCCACGACCUUUACUCGAAAGACUUGCCAGGGAACUUCGUCGUCGACUGGGCCUUCGGCUGUUCAACUUAGAUAUUAUUAGAGAACAUGGGACCAGAGACCGAUUUUACGUCAUUGAUAUCAACUAUUUCCCUGGUUAUGGGAAAAUGCCAGAGUAUGAGCACAUAUUUACAGACUUCCUGUUGGGCCUGGCACAAAGCAAGUACAAGAAACGCAUUGCUGGUACCUAUUGAAGAGUGCGAGAGAAUAAAUUGGCACACCAAAUUACAAAUGUCAUAUCACCCCAGCAAAGUAUGUGCAGGAAAAAGAAAAUCUCACGCACAUUUGAUUUUACAAUCGUGUGAUUCCUGCUAUCACUCCUACCGGCUGUUGAUGCUCGUUCGUGUGGUGUAAGCGUCUCUUAUUUCUGGUCGGGUGGAAGGAUAUGGCUUCUCCAGAAGCAGCCAUUUUGUAAACAGUUCUGGUUAAUAACUUUGGUUCCUCAUUUUGUUUUGAAUUCUUUGUUUAUUCAUUUCUUUUUUUGUAGCCAACUUCCAAUUUUGUGCUCUAACUAGGUCAUGCAAGUAGCUGGUGUAUUCACAUAGGCCAAAGCUGUAGACAUUUCACUUGGAGUGGGCUAAAUGUAAACAACUUGUACAUUCUUUAAUGCCAAGCACCUUGUGCAAUAUAUGUCAAUCUGGAGGUUCAGCUCUGCUUUAUCACCGGUUUAUUAUCGAAA